AUGUCGCACUUCUACGUUGGCGGGGACGGCGCGAAGGCUGCAGGGGACGGCCACCGCGUGACGGUGAGCAACGUCCUGCUGUACAACCGCCCGCUGGAGGAGGGCGAUGUCAGGGCACUCGCAGCCGGCAAAGUCGCCAUCCCGCCGCCGGAUGCCGGCAGCUCGCCCACGACGCAGGCGAAAGGUGGGGGUGCUGACGGUGCAGAGCCCGCCGCCAGCGUCGCUAAGACCGCGAGCACCGCUGCCCCGAGGGCGCGGAGCUCAAAGAGCGACGGCACUGUGCAUUGGCGUGUGCCGCAGGUGCUGCUGCUGCUGCUGCUGGAGCUGUGCGGCGUUGCGGCUUUGUGCAGAGUGUGA
Messenger RNA from Trypanosoma conorhini, 357 nucleotides. Its product is annotated as trans-sialidase. Bases 1 to 357 code for a protein of 118 amino acids. Lineage: Eukaryota; Euglenozoa; Kinetoplastea; Trypanosomatida; Trypanosomatidae. The transcript has a single exon. The record is from RefSeq and is a predicted model, not a curated record.